AUGGCUGCCAAAAUGUCAGUUCCCAGUACCCUUCAAUUCAGCGACGCCACAUCAACUGACCAAAUCAGCUUCGUGUUCGGCAGCAUUAACGGUCAACUCCAACCAGCCUUCAGCAAACUAGCUACACUCCAUGCGAAAAACGCCUUCAGUUUUGCCAUCGUGACGGGCAACCUGUUCAGUAGCGAACAGGAUGAUGAGCAGCUCACACAGAUCUUGGAUGGGCAGAUUCAAAUCCCUUGCCCAACGUACUUCACAGUUGGCACUGUUCCUCUUCCCCCACGUGUGGUCGAGAGAAUCGAGAAAGACGAGGAAAUUGCCCCUAAUCUUCAUUACCUCGGGAAGCGCUCAACCACAAAGACAUCUGAAGGUGUCCGGAUAGUCACACUCGGAGGCUUACUUGACUCGAACAUUAUUGCUGGUCUGUCUAAGGAACAGAUCUCACCGUUUCACACCGAAGGCGAUGCAAAGAGUCUCCGAGGAGCUAACAGUGCAGACAUUCUCCUAACAACAACUUGGCCAUCCGAUGUCUGGAAGAAUAGCUCAAAGGCUAAGGAGAUGAGCAUCAACAGCACCACAGCCCCUUCCAACCCAGCGGUUGCGGAACUCUGCGCCGCCCUCAAGCCCAAGUAUCACCUGUCCAUGUCACCAGAUGACUUUUGCUUCGAGAGAGAGCCUUUCUUUCCUGAGAAGGCAGAGGAGGAACAGGACAAGGGUAUUCAACUCACACGCUUUAUCUCGUUGGCACCGUGGGGAAAUACUGCCAAGGCCAAGUCGAUGUACGCCUUUACCCUCAACAGAGAUGCCAUUAUCACACCACCCGCCGGGAGCACAAUGACCCCCUUCUACAAGCCUGCCACCACGAAGCGGUCUGCUGAAGAUGCCGGAUUCUCGAGAUUCUCACAUGCAGACUCGCGACAUGAGCGCAAGAGUCACCGUCGCCACCGCGAGCGUUCUCCGCCACCCGGACCGGAGAAAUGCUUUUUUUGCCUGUGCAAUCCAAAUCUCUCAACACACAUGGUUGGGUGUAUCGGCGAGGCUGCCUAUCUUGCUACUGCCAAGGGCCCUCUCACGACCAGCGAAACUUACAAGGAGCACGGUUUGAACUUUCCUGGUCACUUCGUCAUCACGCCCGUUGACCACGUAGCGACGCUUAGCAAGACCGAGCUAGGGGACGAGCAGGCCAAGACCACGUUUCAGGAGAUGAAGCGGUUCCGGGAGUCACUUCAGAAUAUGGUAUCAACACUUUCGAAGCACAAGCUCGGGGCUGUGACAUGGGAAAUCAGCCGAUCAAGGAAUAUUCACGCUCACUGGCAGUUUUUGCCUGUGCCGAUUGAGCUUGUCAGCAAGGGUCUGGUGGAGGCUGGGUUCCGCGUGUUGGCCGAGGAUAUGAAGCUGGGGAAGUUUGUGGUGAAGGAUUUUGAGACCACGGAUGAGGUGGAAGGGGAUUAUUUCCGGGUUUGGAUCUGGGGGGAAGAAGAUGAUGAGGUCGAGGGCGGGAAGGUUAUUGGCAAGAGUUUGUUGAUGCAAUUUGGAGAUGAGAUCAGGUUUGAUCUGCAGUAUCCGCGCAAGGUUAUGGUGAAGUUGCUGAAACUGGAGAAUCGGACUUUCUGGCAGGAUGUGGUGCAGACUGAGGAGGAGGAGACGGCGGACGUUGCUGCGUUUAGGGAGGCGUUCAAGGAGUGGAACUUUACUUAG
This is a messenger RNA of Podospora anserina S mat+, 1695 nucleotides long. RefSeq lists its product as uncharacterized. The record is from RefSeq and is a predicted model, not a curated record. The transcript has a single exon. Gene Ontology annotation, cellular component: post-mRNA release spliceosomal complex. Gene Ontology annotation, biological process: mRNA splicing, via spliceosome. The coding region runs from base 1 to 1695 and encodes 564 amino acids. Lineage: Eukaryota; Fungi; Ascomycota; Sordariomycetes; Sordariales; Podosporaceae. Gene Ontology annotation, molecular function: RNA lariat debranching enzyme activator activity.